UGGGUGGCCACCUGUCCCCAUGGCCCACAUACACCAGUGGUCAGACUAUUCUGCAAAAUCGAAAACCCUGUUCAGAUGACUCCUGGAAGCAAGUCGGCCUUACAGAGAGAUCUUUGAGUUCUUCAUAGAGGAUUUCAAAACAUAUAAACCAUUACUAUCCUCCAUCAAGAAUGCAUAUGAGCUAAUGCUGGGUAAGAACACAGCCCUUCUCAUGAACCCAGCCUACAAUGGAUGCAGAGGAUUCUAAUCUUUCUGAGGCUCCACAGCAGGGUUGGGGCAACUACUAAUUGGGAUUUGAGGUCACUUUUGCAUGUACUGUUCUGUGAUAGGGCUCCCCAGAGGACAUCACCUCCUCCUGUCCUUGAGAGGGAACCCCAGAAGAGUGAGCACCUCUGGGAAGUGAGGUGGUCGUUUUUCAGACUCAAAAGGUAUAAAGCAGAUUGUGGCUUUAGGACUAAAGAUGCAGGGCUAAGUGUGUAGUAGCAACCCUAAUCCUCAUUUGGACUCUGCCCUUGCUUUUAAAGCAAGUGUGAGAAUGUCUGAACUAGGAACCAUGGCAUUUAACAGGCAAGUAUAGACUCUUGGUGUUUGCAAGUGAUAGCCACUUACCCAUGACCUUAGGAUCUGUCUCCUGGCUGCUCUUCAUGUCUCCAAAAGGACUCUUCCAUCCAUCCCUGCUUAGCCCACCAAAGGGAGAAGAUUCGUGCCCUGGAGCCACUGAAGGCCAAGCUUGUCACUCUGAACGAGGAUUGCAAUGAAAGAAUCAUGGCUAUGAGGGCUGAGGAGAGGUAUGAAAUCUCCAUGCUCAAGAAAGAGAAGAUGAAUUUGUUAAAACUCAUUGACAAAAAGAAUGAAGAGAAGAUCUCAUUGCAGACAGAGGUGAAUGAAAAUGAUGUACUGACCAAGUCCCUGAAUUCCUGCCCCCUCAUGGUUACCUUAUUAUGCACAAGGCUACUCCUAACCCUAUCCACCCUCCAUCUACCUUUUUAAUCCCUCCCCAGAGCCUCUGUUACCUCUACCCUCUGACCUGCUGCAGGGCUCAAAACAGGUUUGGUGUGGCCCUGAGUGCCAGCAGACUUUCUUCACAGGAGGAAGCACUGGCAUCUUGUUGGGUUCUUGGGAAUGCUGCUUUUCUUCUUCAACCUUUCUUAUUCCUAAGCUGAGGACCACCUAACACCCAUCCCACCCCUGUAUCGACUGGCUGCCUACAGGGAUCCAUAGAAAGCUCCUGACUACACAACCACUGUCCUAGUAGGUGUCCAAACUGAGGAAGAACUUGGCCGAGGAGUACCUACACUACCUCAGUGAGCGAGAUGCCCGCAAGAUCCUCAUUGGAGAUCUGAAUGAGCUUCGGUACCAGCGGGAGGACAUGUCACUAGCCCAGUCCCCAGAUGGAACUCAACACCAUGAAGGCCAACUUUGGAGAUGUGGUACCCAGGAGAGACUUUGAAAUGCAGGAAAAGAUUAACAAGGAUCUUCAAGAGCAGCUGGACAGUCUGCGAGCUGAUUAUGAAGAGGUCUGCAAGGAGCAUGAUUCACUGCUACAGAUGCACAUGAGCACACUGAAGGAACGAGACCAGUUCUUUUCUGAGCUGCAGGAGAUCCAGCGUACGUCCACACCACGACCUAACUGGACCAAGUGUGAAGAUGUGGUGGCUGGAGGCCAAGAACGCUGGCAUAUGCUGGCAGCAGACAAGAACAGCGACCAGCUGGUUGAUGUGCUGUUGGAGGAGAUUGGCGAAGGCCUGCUCCGGGAGAAAGACUCCUUUCCUGGUCUGGGUUAUGGGGAAACCAUCCCUACUUUCCUUCGGUUUGAUGGCCCCGUGGAGAACAAGAAACCAAGCAAGAAGGAAGUGGUAAACAUCCUUAAGAAUGCCUGGAAGGAACGUCUGGCACAGGAACAGAAAGAAAAGUUUCCAGAUUUCUUCUUCAAUUUCUUGGAGCGUCGCUUUGGGCCCAGUGAUGCCAUAGCCUGGGCUUAUACCAUUUUUGAGAAUAUCAAGCUCUUCCACACCAAUGAAGUCAUGAGUCAAUUCUAUGCAGUUCUAAUGGGAAAGAGGACAGAGAGUGUGUAUAUCAACCAUAAGGAAACAGUAGCCCAGUUGCAAAAAGAGAUGACCAAUGCUGACAGUCAGAACGAGGGGCUACUAAGCAUGGAGCAGUUCAGCAACAUCCUUAAGAGCACUUUCCCCCUCAAGAAGGAAGAGCAAAUUCAGGAGCUGAUGGAGGCAGGGGGCUGGCAUCCCAACAGCAACAGUUCAGACUUGUUCAACUACCGCUCAUUGUUUAUGGAGAAUGAGGAGGGCCAGAGUGAUCCCUUUGUGCAAAAGCUGUGGCAACAGUAUGUGAUUGAGAAGGAUGAGUACCUACGUGAACUAAAGCAGGAGCUGGGCCUGGAACUCCAUAAUGAGGUGACCCUAUCCAAGAUGCGUAGGGCCUUGAUGAACAUUGAUCCCAGCCUGGACAAGCAGACUUUGAGCACCUACCUGAGCCAGGCAUUUCAGCUCCCCAUAUCAGAACUUCCAGAGGAAGGCAACGAGGUGGAGGAAGGCACCAAGCUAUGUCUCAGACUUGCACUGGAACAGCUUCAGAUGGCUGAUGUCAAGCGCAUAGGGCCUCGAGACAUAGAGCCUACAAGCUAGGACCAUCAUGGAUCAGAUGAGAGCUUCAGUGCUGCUAAUACAAUGUUUAGUACUAAACUGUUUGAACCCA
Ictidomys tridecemlineatus (thirteen-lined ground squirrel) is the source of this 2712-nucleotide messenger RNA. NCBI's taxonomy places the organism in Eukaryota, Metazoa, Chordata, Mammalia, Rodentia, Sciuridae. The record is from RefSeq and is a predicted model, not a curated record.